Messenger RNA from Solenopsis invicta (red fire ant), 1161 nucleotides. RefSeq lists its product as uncharacterized. The coding region runs from base 1 to 1161 and encodes 386 amino acids. The record is from RefSeq and is a predicted model, not a curated record. Lineage: Eukaryota; Metazoa; Arthropoda; Insecta; Hymenoptera; Formicidae. The transcript has a single exon.
AUGGGUAAACUUCCAAGAAAGUUUAAAGGACGUAUACACAUUAUGCGUACCAACAUUAGUUGUCAAUUCGUUGGGAACAAUCAAUUAUUCAUACAAGGAUUCUGCGACGCGUCCGAAAGCGCAUACGGCGCGUGCAUCUAUGUGCAAUCAGUGAACAAUUGUCAGGACAAGAUAUCGAGCCGAUUACUCUGUUCAAAGGCUAGGGUAGCCCCUUUAAAGAAACAAACCGUACCAAGAUUAGAGCUAUGUAGCGCGUUACUGUUAGCAAAACUACUUGAUAACGUGAAAAAGGCAAUUCGAGUCAACAUUGAUGGUAUAUAUGCAUGGUCAGACUCCAUGGUCGUACCGCACUGGUUGCGUGGUGAUACAUCGCGCUGGAAGCCAUUUGUAUACAAUCGUGUGGCGGAAAUACUGGAAAUCCUGCCAGCAAGUCAAUGGAAUCACGUCAAAAGUUCCGAAAACCCUGCCGAUUUAAUCUCAAGAGGUGCCACUCCUGCUCAACUAAAGGACAGCAGCUUGUGGAAUGGCCCUGAGUGGCUAUUGAGUAUACGUCAAUCUACAAACCAUGAAGAGUCCAAUUGGGAGCUCAACGAAGAAGAUCUUGCCAGUGUUGAAUUCGAGAGCAAAGGAGAAGUACGAUGCUGCAAUGUAAAUGCACAACAGGCAUCUUCAUGUGGCGAAGCAAUAGCCAAGCUAAUCGAACGCUGCUCCACGUUAACAAAAAUAGAGCGAUCACUCGCUUAUUGUAUUCGAUUUGUCUCCAACUGCCGCAAAAAGGGGGAGAACAGAAUCACCAGGUUAACUCUGUCAGAAAUAACAACCGCGCAUAUGGAGUUAAUCAAACAUUCGCAACUCAUUUAUUUUCCAGAUGACAUAAAGGAUUUACGAGUUAAGGGCGAACUGCGCCAAUCAAGUCAACUGAGCCAAUUGCAAGCCUUCCUUGACAAAGAUGGUGUCCUCAGGGUGGGCGGUCGUUUACAAGAAACUCCAUGGACUUUCGAGAGAAAGCAUCCAAUCUUAUUGUCAGGUCAAUGCAAAAUCACGCGUUUGCUAAUUGAAAGAGAGCAUCGUGUCCUACUGCACGCUAGUCAGCAACUAUUGCUGUCAGUUAUACGACAGAGUUAUUGGCCAUUAAACGCGAGGAGCAACAUAGUGAGAUAA